CAAGGGAAAUCACUGAGCAGUUGGCUGGGAAUUGUGCCCACCCAAAUGCCACCAAUUUCUUUCUGUCAAGGAAAUGAGGAGACCUAUCAAUAAGAGAUUUCUCAGCUUGAUGGAGAGGACAGGGGAAUGAUUGGUCCCGCGAGGCCAUGACAACGGGAGUGAGAGGACUCCUGAACGCCCCACCUCAUUUGAAAACCAAAUCAGACUAGGGACCUAUUUAGUGUGAUGGGGCGGUGCAACAAUUAUCGCGCUGCGGGCUAACUGCGUCUGCGCACAAUCGCAUUUCCGUCUCCGCUCCGAGACCCUGCAGUACAAUCUGUAAUGGCGUCUGGGCUAUUAGGUUUGUCCGCUCGCCGCCUUUUGGUGGCAGUGGCGACGCGAGGGCUCCUGGCUGCCCAUGUUCGCUGGGACUCUGGUUCCUCCAGGGCUGUAGUCACCCCGUCCACUGUGGCGGGAAAGCGGCCGCCGGAACCGACCAUACACUGGCAGGAGGACCCAGAACCCGAGGAGGAAAACCUCUAUGGGACGAACCCCGACUCCCACGGUUUUGACAAGGACCCUGUUAUAGAUGUCUGGAACAUGCGGGUUGUCUUCUUCCUUGGCUUCUCCAUUGUCAUGGUCCUUGGCGGCACCUUCGUGGCCUAUCUGCCUGACUAUGGGAUGCAGGAGUGGGCCCGCCGGGAAGCUGAAAGGCUUGUGAAAUACCGAGAGGCCAAUGGCCUCCCUCUCAUGGAAUCCAACUGUUUCGACCCCAGCAAGAUUCAGCUGCCGGAGGACGAGAACUGACCAGUUGCUGAGUGGGACUCAAGAAGCACCACCUUCCCCACCCCUGCCUGUCAUUCUGUCUUCUCCUCAGAACAUCUAAUUAAAGGGACUGAAAGUCUAAAAAAAAAA
Otolemur garnettii (small-eared galago) is the source of this 894-nucleotide messenger RNA. Its product is annotated as NADH dehydrogenase [ubiquinone] 1 beta subcomplex subunit 11, mitochondrial-like. The transcript has a single exon. The record is from RefSeq and is a predicted model, not a curated record. Bases 322 to 786 code for a protein of 154 amino acids. NCBI's taxonomy places the organism in Eukaryota, Metazoa, Chordata, Mammalia, Primates, Galagidae.